AUGACCGAGAAGAUGAAACCCGCCGCCCGUGUCUCGGGCCGGCGACAGGAUGUGUGGACCAUCAUCAACGAAGCUGCUGCUGCGUCUCCCAAGCAACCCAUCGUCAACAUGGGCCAGGGUUUCUUUGGUUACAACCCGCCAGACUUCAUCCUCGAUGCCGCCAAGGACGCUCUAAAUCGGGUCGAUUGCAACCAGUACUCUCCCACCAAGGGCCGUCCACGGUUGAGAAAGGCCAUCUCGGAAGCUUAUGCGCCUUUUUGGGGACGGAAGCUGGACCCGGAAACCGAGAUCACCAUUACCACGGGGGCGAAUGAAGGGAUGUUGAGCGCCUUCAUGGCCUUCAUUGAGCCCGGGGAUGAGGUCAUUAUUUUUGAGCCCUUCUUUGACCAAUACAUCAGCAACAUCGAAAUGCCCGGCGGCAAGAUUGUCUAUGUGCCCAUGCACCCACCCAAAGAAGGCGCCGUCAAGACCCUCUCGGCCGGAGAAUGGACCAUCGACUUUGACGAGCUCGAGCGCGCCAUCACGCCGCGGACCAAGAUGAUGGUUCUCAACACGCCGCACAACCCCAUCGGCAAGGUCUUCUCCCGCGAGGAGCUCCAAAAGAUCGCCGACCUCUGCCUCAAGCACCAAAUUAUUAUCCUGUCCGACGAGGUCUACGACCGGCUGUUCUACGUGCCCUUUACCCGCAUCGCGACACUGUCACCAGAAGUCGAGCAAAUCACCCUCACGGUGGGAUCAGCAGGCAAGAACUUUUACGCCACCGGUUGGCGCGUCGGCUGGCUGAUGGGCCCUCCCCACCUAAUCCAAUACGUCUCAGCCGCCCACACCCGCAUCUGCUACUCCUCCGUCUCUCCCCUCCAAGAAGCCUGCGCCAUCGGCUUCGAACAAGCCGACGCCCACUCCUUCUGGCCCACAUCCAUCGCCUCCCUCCGCCACAAACUGACCCUCUUCAACUCCGUCUGGCACGAACUGGGCAUUCCCUACUCCGAGCCCGAAGGCGGCUAUUUCGUCAUGGUGAACCUAUCCGGGGUGGAGAUCCCCGCGGACUACCCGUUCCCGCCCCACGUGGCGGAGCGCCCGCGCGAUUUCCGGCUGGCGUGGUUUCUGAUCCAGGAGCUCGGCGUGGCGGCGAUCCCCCCGAGCGAGUUCUGCACGGAUGAGAACAGCCAUUUGGUGGAGGACUAUCUGCGGUUUGCCGUGUGCAAGCCGGAUGAGGUGCUGGAGGACGCAAAGGAGCGGCUGAGGGGGCUGAAGCCGUUUUUGAAAAAGAAGGAUUAA
Chaetomium globosum CBS 148.51 is the source of this 1278-nucleotide messenger RNA. RefSeq lists its product as uncharacterized. The record is from RefSeq and is a predicted model, not a curated record. Bases 1 to 1278 code for a protein of 425 amino acids. NCBI's taxonomy places the organism in Eukaryota, Fungi, Ascomycota, Sordariomycetes, Sordariales, Chaetomiaceae. Gene Ontology annotation, biological process: biosynthetic process. Gene Ontology annotation, molecular function: L-kynurenine:2-oxoglutarate transaminase activity; pyridoxal phosphate binding. The transcript has 7 exons. Gene Ontology annotation, cellular component: mitochondrion; cytoplasm.